This is a messenger RNA of Ceratina calcarata, 1529 nucleotides long. RefSeq names its product U6 snRNA-associated Sm-like protein LSm8. The record is from RefSeq and is a predicted model, not a curated record. Bases 227 to 517 code for a protein of 96 amino acids. Gene Ontology annotation, biological process: mRNA splicing, via spliceosome. Lineage: Eukaryota; Metazoa; Arthropoda; Insecta; Hymenoptera; Apidae. The transcript has 4 exons. Gene Ontology annotation, molecular function: mRNA binding. Gene Ontology annotation, cellular component: precatalytic spliceosome; U6 snRNP; U4/U6 x U5 tri-snRNP complex.
UCAACAGAUCGUUUAGUAAACCUGUCGACUCUGCUCUAAAUACAUCAAUCUCUGCUGUUACCGGUGCAGAAUUUUUGAACAUAACCGUGUAUACAAUCGGUGGAUUUAGACAGACUGAUGUGCAUUUGUUAAUGCGUAACCAAAAGCGUACCACCCGGCCGUGUACGAGCGUUAUCAGUUUUAAAAAGUUUUCACUUUAAUGUGUUGCAAUCAAUAACAAAAGACUAUGGCAUCGGGCUUGGAAAGUUACGUGAAUCACACGGUUUCUAUUAUUACCUCCGACGGCAGGAACUUUAUCGGUACCCUGAAAGGUUUCGACCAGACGAUUAAUAUAAUAUUAGACGAGUCUCACGAACGUGUAUACAGUACGACGCAGGGCGUAGAACAAGUAGUAUUAGGUUUACACAUCAUCAGAGGCGAUAAUGUGGCUAUUGUUGGAGAACUGGACGACGAGAUGGAUGCAAGAUUAGAUCUAUCAGCCAUAAGGGCCGACCCUUUGAGCUCUAUCGUACAUUAGUGAUCGCGAUCACGUCAUUGCUUGGUAACAAUAUCAACAGCAGCAACAACAACAACAACCAGAUCGACAGUAAUGAUAAUUAAAAAAAACAAUCUGUAACGGUGAAUAUAGUCGAUCGAAAAUACGAUCUCUUACACCCGGUCAUUGUAUAAACACGUCAUUUUUCGUGUCCGUCUUAAAGUAUCCGUUUCGCACGAGAUUGCUGUAGACAUCGACGUUACGAGAGAGAGAGAGAGGAGUGACAUAGAAAUCUAUAUUAGAAUCAAAGUAAUGAAGAUGGUACAAAAAAUGUUUUACUGUGUGAUGGUAAACUUUAUUUUUUAUAAAUGUAAUUUUCACCUUUUUAUCUCGAUAGGUAUUGUAAUAAAGGAAAAUAUAGAUAACGUAACGCUAAACAACGAUCGAACGAUUUUUUCGAUUUAAACAUAUAUAUGUAUAUAUAUAUGUUUUUUUAUAAUGUUAUUUAUUUAUUCUGUUUCUAAUACGAUUCUUCGAAGAGGAAGCAUCGUCUUCGUGCACCGAAGAUGUUCUUCGAAAUCACCGACUGCUGUACAUAGGGACAACGGAGACGAAGAUUUCAUGAUCGCUAAUCGAAUCGCUCAGAUUACACGUAGCACGUGGUUCGAAGACUUUUUACAUCCGCAAGGAACAAUAUUCUGAUGCAAGUAAAAAAGAAAAAAGAAAGUAUGCCCAUUGUAAGAGCGAUUUCAAAGUACCCUCUGUUACAAAAUAUUGCAUUUUCGUGUACAUACUAUAUUAUUUUUCUAUUUAUUGGUGCUUCGAUUUACAGUGACAAUUGAUAGGCCUCAUUUAAUCAAUCGCUACUCUUCCUCCGUCGCGUCGUAUCUUGAUCUAAUUCACAUAAUUCACUUGAAACGGGUCCUAGAACCAGACCAGUGAUCACGUGCACGUGUAUAUAAACAUACGGUGUUAUUUAUACAUAAUCUCCGUUGUAUGCAUGGAAGACGUAAAGAAAGAAACAUAAAAAUAAAUCGACUGUUGGUUCGUAGUA